AAAGGAGGGACUUCAUAUAACAUAAUUUCCGUUGUAUUCUUCGCUUGAAAGUCAGUGACGAUUGACGGGAGUGCAUUAGCUUAGUGGCUGUUGAUGGACCAUCCUUAUGAAAACACAAAGCUACAAUGGGACAGAAUACCUCAGAGCAAGAGGACCAAGAAGGACCCUUCCCGGACAGAUUUGAAAACCUCAAGACGUUUGUGGAGGAGGAGCUACAGACGAGCAUGAUGGUGGGAUUAGUUAUUGGCGCUGGCGUCGCCAUAGUCCUCAUCGCCAUCCUCAUCUUCUUCAUCUUGCGGCGGAUCCGGCUCCGAAACAUAGAGGCUGAAGAGGCACCGAAGUAUCGCUUCCGCAAGAGAGACAAAGUCAUGUUCUACGGACGAAAGAUUAUGCGGAAAGUUUCCCAGUCUACCUCUUCGCUGGUGGGGGCUUCCUCCUCUUCUUCUCGUCCACGCCUAAAGAAAAAGCAGAAAAUGCUCAACAUUGCCAAAAAGAUCCUGCGCUUCAAGAAGGAGGUGCCCAUCCUGCAGGCGAAGGAACCCCCUCCCUCAGUGCUGGAGGCAGAUCUCACUGAAUUCGACGUGGCCAACUCCCACCUCCCGUCCGAAGUGCUCUACAUGCUCAAAAAUGUCCGGGUUUUGGGUCACUUUGAGAAGCCGCUCUUCCUGGAGCUGUGCAAGCACAUGGUGUUUCUGCAGUUCCAGCAGGGGGAGCACGUCUUCAGGCCAGGACAGCCUGACAGCAGCAUCUACGUGGUUCAGGACGGAAAGCUAGAACUGUGCCUUACAGGGGUGGAUGGCAAAGAGAGUGUGGUCAAGGAGGUUUUUGCUGGAGACAGUGUUCACAGCCUCCUCAGCAUUCUGGAUGUCAUUACAGGCCAUCAGAAGCCUUACAGAACAAUGUCGGCUCGAGCUGCAGAGGUCACCACUGUUCUCCGUUUGCCUGUCGAGGCCUUCCUCGCCAUCUUUGAGAAGUAUCCCGAGAGUCUGGUGCGAGUAGUUCAGAUUAUCAUGGUGCGCCUCCAGAGGGUGACAGUCCUGGCCCUGCACAACUACCUGGGGCUGACCAAUGAACUGUUCAGUCACGAAAUGCUUCCUUCCCGUCUCCCGCCGACGUCUCCCCACGCGCCGCGCACCAGCCCCAUCCGCCAUGGGAAGCGAUUUGGCAGCCUGAGCGUUUCAGAGGAGCAUCGGGAAGCUGCCGUUAAAGGUGAAGCUUCAGGGGCGGACCAAGGAAAAGAAGGAGGUCCACCAAAUCUCAGCAGGACAAUUUCCAUGCCGGUGGACAUCUCUGGUAUUCAGAAAAGUGUGAAGUCAGAUUUUGACAUGGCGUUCGAACGAGGACGGAUUUCUACCUCUGCUGAAGACGGCAACACACCUCCAACCUUCAGUCGGUCCGUUUCCCACGAACAGCGUGAGAGGAAAGUGACGGUGGAAGAAGUUCCAUCAGGGAUCUAUUUGUAUCCUGAGGAGGAAUCGGGCGUGGACAACAUCUUCACACCGUCAUCCAGUCGGUGCAACGCUUCGCUCUUUGAGGAAGCUCAAAAAGAAGUUCUCAGACUCAUGCAAAUUGAGGAUCCAGGUUUGUUACGUGGGAAAGCGUCUAUGCACCACGCGAAAGCUGGAGCCGUUUUAGCAAGACAGGGAGACCAGGAUGUGAGCCUGCACUUCGUCCUGUCUGGUUGCCUGCAUGUUUACCAGCGAAUGAUCGACAAGCAGGAGGCCGUCUGCUUGUUUGUGACCCACCCAGGAGAGAUGGUAGGCCAGCUCGCGGUGCUCACCGGAGAGCCCCUUAUCUUUACCAUUAAGGCUGUCCGAGACUGUACUUACCUGAAGAUCUCAAAGUCAGAUUUCUAUGAGAUUAUGAAGGAACAGCCCAGCGUGGUGCUGAGUGUGGCCCACACUGUGGCCGCUCGAAUGUCGGCUUUUGUCAGGCAGAUGGACUUUGCAAUCGACUGGAUGGCUGUUGAAGCCGGCAGAGCCCUCUACAGACAAGACGACCAAUCGGACUGCACCUACAUCAUCCUGAAUGGACGACUGCGAUCGGUCAUCCGUAAGGCGAACGGCAAGAAGGAGCUGGUUGGGGAAUACGGCAGAGGAGACCUCAUUGGCGUCGUGGAGGCGUUGACCAAGCAGCCCAGAGCCACCACCGUGCACGCCGUGAGGGACACGGAGCUGGUCAAGCUGCCGGAGGGAACGCUCAACAACAUCAAGAGACGAUACCCGCAGGUAGUGACGAGGUUGAUCCACUUGUUGGGCCAGAAGAUUCUGGGGAACCUGCAGCAGGGUCGGGGGCCGUUCUCAGGUUCGGCGCUGAGUUUGCCAAGUAUGAGGAAAAGUGCAGAUGUCACCAACCCCGCUAGUAACCUCUCCACCGUGGCUGUGCUUCCUGUGGGUGACGAAGUGCCAAUAAGCGCCUUUAACUUGGAGCUCAGCCACGCCCUCAGUGCCAUUGGCCCCACUCUGCUUCUCACCAGUGACAUCAUCAGGGAGCGCCUGGGAGCCUCUGCUCUGGACAGCAUCUACGAGUACCGUCUUUCUGGCUGGCUGGCCCAGCAGGAGGACAUCAAUCGAAUCGUCCUGUACCAGACGGACAGCAGCAUGACGCCGUGGACGCAGCGCUGCAUCCGGCAGGCUGACUGCAUCCUGAUAGUGGGCGUGGGGGAUCAGGAGCCCGCUCUGGGGGAGUUGGAGCAGAUGCUGGAAAACACGGCCGUCCGCGCGCUAAAGAAGCUCAUCCUGCUGCACAGAGAAGAUGGACCCGGUCCGUCCAGAACCGUGGAGUGGCUCAACAUGCGCAGCUGGUGCUCGGGUCAUCUCCACCUGAAGUGUCCCCGCAGGGUCUUCUCCAGACGUAGCCCCACCAAGCUGAGGGAAGUUUAUGAGAAGGUGUUUCAGAAAACGGCGGACAGACACAGCGAUUUCUCUCGGCUGGCCCGAGUUCUCACUGGAAACAGCAUCGCGCUCGUGCUGGGUGGAGGCGGAGCCAGAGGCUGCUCACAUGUGGGGGUGAUUAAAGCGAUGGAGGAAUCCGGGAUUCCCAUCGACAUCGUGGGCGGCACGUCCAUCGGCUCGUUCAUCGGAGCUCUGUAUGCCGAGGAAAGGAGCGCCGUUCGGACCAAACAGAGAGCCAAAGAAUGGUCCAAGGCGAUGAAUUCGGUAUUUAAAACGGUCCUGGACCUCACCUAUCCCAUCACUUCCAUGUUCUCCGGCUCGGCCUUCAACACCAGCAUCUAUAAUGUAUUUGAGGACAAGCAAAUUGAGGACCUGUGGCUCCCAUACUUCAACGUCACCACGGACAUCACAGCGUCGGCCAUGCGCGUCCAUCAGGACGGUUGCGUCUGGCGCUAUGUUAGAGCCAGCGCCUCCUACACCCCCUAUUUACCUCCCCUGUGCGACCCCAAGGAUGGCCACUUGCUUGUGGAUGGUUGCUAUGUUAACAAUGUCCCAGGCUCUCUGUGGCGCUAUGUACGGGCGAGCAUGACCCUCUCGGGGUACCUGCCGCCUCUCUGCGACCCCAAAGACGGCAACUUGCUAAUGGACGGUGGCUACAUCAACAACCUGCCAGCGGACAUUGCGAGAAACGUGGGCACCAGGACGGUCAUCGCCAUCGAUGUGGGCAGCCAGGACGAGACGGACCUCUGUAACUACGGCGACAGCCUGUCUGGCUGGUGGCUGCUCUGGAAGCGGAUCAAUCCCUGGGCAGAAAAAGUUAAGGUGCCGGACAUGGCGGAGAUCCAGUCACGCUUGGCAUAUGUGUCCUGUGUGCGGCAGCUAGAGGUGGUAAAGAAAAGUGCCUACUGCGAGUACAUCAGACCGCCCAUCGACCGCUUCAAGACCAUGGACUUUGGCAAGUUUGAUGAGAUCUAUGAGAUCGGUUAUCAGCACGCCAAGAUGCUGUUCACCGGCUGGGCUCGGGGCGACAUCAUCAUGAACAUGCUGAGGGAUCACCGCUCGGCUGACUACAACAAUAGCAAGAGGACGGACGUGAGCCCCGCUGUAACACACACACACACAUCAAGAAUACUAUUGGUUUCCUCUAGAACAUACAAGUUCACCCCAACAGAUGUGGAUUUACAAUAUAAGGAAGGUGAUCCUUUUGUCUCUCAGAUCGGCACAUGUCCCGGAGCUGACUUCACGGAUCUUGCGGAGAUCGUGUCCAGGAUAGAGCCAGUGCAAAGCUACGUAGCUACAGAAGCGGAUGAGUCAGACUAUCUGACGGAGUACGAGGAAGAUGGGAUGGACACGGUGAGAGAGGAAGAGGGGGAUGAGGACGAGCAUGAGGAAGCUGAGGACCACUCCCCAGGAGAAUGGGGUCAGAAUGGCGUUUUCCAGACCGAUGAGGAGAAAUCUGUGAGGCAACGGUGGAAACUUGCCAGCGAGUCAAACGCUUCAGACAGCUGACAGAAGGGCCCGGACCAGCAGAGGACAAAAUCGAGGGUCAGACGACCGAGGGGCCAUAAACUUAUGACUUAAGACUUGAAAUGUGGAUGCCACACUCAACAUCUGAAACUUCUGCAACGUCGGAGCAGUGUUAUUUAGGGGGUUUUCUUUGUUUUUCUUUUUGAUCAACUUCAAGAACCAGUUUUGUUCCUAUUGUGUCGCAUUUGCUUUAACAUCUGUGGUCCUAAAUGUAAGCAGUUUCUCCUCUUACAGACACUAAGCUGACCUGAAUUUAUAUCACUAAACAAGCUCUCUAAAUUUGACUUUAAGUUAAUAAUUUCUAGAAAAAUACAUUGGAUUUGGCAAAGCGUCUCUCUAUUGAGGGUCUGUUUUAUUUCACGGUCCUCAUUUGCUUUUGUGCGUUCGCUUGUAUGGGCGUGUUUUACGUGUGCCAUUUUUAUUUCAGAUUGGAAAAGCUUCGAUUAGCUUGUUACCAACACAGCGCUAGGAAAACACACUGUUAGACAGGCAAAGUGUAAAGGUAAAUAUAUGAAAAUCAGGUGGGGCUUACGGUGAAUAAAAUAAAGCAGCAUUUUAUUUCACAGGAAAAACGAAACACAACUUGUAUAUUUAGAAUUCAGCAGAGCAAGGUGAACUAAAGGUGCUUUUUCCAGACUAGAUCCGUUGUGAGGAAGGGAUCAGAACAGCCUAACGACUAGAUUCUGAGCAUUUGUAGGAGUCAGAAACUGUUUCAUUUUAGAGAUCAUGUCGGAACGCGUUAAAGCCUUUUUAACCACACUACGCGGCGGUCAGUGAACGCGACUGCGGCGCGUUUGUUGGACUCGCUUCACUAAACAAACAAGCGUGUUGGUUCUGUUUGCACAAUGUCAGCACUCAGGGUUCCUGCGUAUAACUUGAUGUUCACAGGGGAAGGCGGCAAAAAUGCAAACAAAAAAAACAGGUGAACAACUGGGUUUGGUUUUUUUUUUCCUUCUUUUUAGCUUGAUUCUCCAAUCGGGUGCACACACACACACAAAGAAAAAAUCCCCAAAUCUAAUGUAAAUAUUUAUUGGGCACAAAAAAUACGCAGAAAUCCCGAGUCACCUCAGCGAUACUUCUGUCUGUUAGAAACUGUAACAAGAUUAAAACAUGUUUAAUAACGUCAGAAUUCAUCCAUGUAUAUGGGAGCGAUUUUGUAAGUUGACGCUUUGCUGCAUAAUAGGGAACCUAAACCAAAAAUAAUAAGUUGUUCUCUAAACACCUCUUAUGUUUGUUUCAGCAUUUGCUGGUCUGUUUUGUUUUAUUAUUAAUUCUAUUUAUUUUUUAACUUAUGCGUCUACCACUGGCUGUGCAAUUUAACGAAAGGCGGUCAAGUGUUGUUUUAAUUAACAUGGCUUUAGCUUUUUGCACUGAAAUGUUUGAUGUACUCUUUGCUAGGACAAGGAUUACACAGAGGUUGUAAUUUAUGAUGCAUAUUGGGAAAUAAACAUAACAUUUACCCUGACCUGCUUGAAAAUGUUGUCUUAAAUCACUUUGUUUAAAUGAUGAUACAACGCAAUUCACACGGUUCGUUGGUCGGUUGCGGAGGUCGAUGUUUGCUUUUCGACACGUGCAGCUGAAGUUCUCCACACGCAGUUUGCAGUUUGUUUUUUUUGGAUCACAUUAGUGCAUUUCUCAGAAUUGAAAUAAACCACCUGUUCAAUCUUCA
Molecule: messenger RNA, 6090 nt
Organism: Xiphophorus maculatus (southern platyfish)
Lineage: Eukaryota; Metazoa; Chordata; Actinopteri; Cyprinodontiformes; Poeciliidae
Gene: pnpla6
Product: patatin like phospholipase domain containing 6
Exons: 36
Coding region: 126-4403 (1425 amino acids)
Biological process (GO): phosphatidylcholine metabolic process
Cellular component (GO): endoplasmic reticulum
Molecular function (GO): phosphatidylcholine lysophospholipase A1 activity
Source: RefSeq, a predicted model, not a curated record